AGUCCCACCGGCGCACCCACACCGGCGAGCGCACCUACACCUGUGCCCAGUGCGGAAUGGGCUUCACCCACUCGAGCAGCCUGCUGGAGCACCAGCGCACCCACACCGGCGAGCGCCUCUACACCUGCGCACAGUGCGGCAAGGCCUUCACCCGCUACAGCAGCCUGCUGCGGCACAACCGCGUGCACUCCGGUGAGAGGCCCUUCACCUGCUCCGACUGCGGCAAAAGCUUCAAGGGGGCGAAUGACCUCAAGAUCCACCGGCGAUGCACACCGGGGAGCGGCCCUACACGUGCAGCGACAGUGGCAAGGGCUUCUCCCUCUCCAGCAGCUUGCUGGCGCACCAGUGCACCCACACCGGCGAUCACCCCUACACCUGUGCCCAGUGCAGCAAGGGCUUCACUCGCUCUGACAGCCUACUGGAGCACCAGCGCACCCACACCGGUGAGCGCCCCUACACCUCUUUAG
Molecule: messenger RNA, 467 nt
Organism: Amblyraja radiata (thorny skate)
Lineage: Eukaryota; Metazoa; Chordata; Chondrichthyes; Rajiformes; Rajidae
Product: zinc finger protein 92 homolog
Exons: 3
Coding region: 57-467 (136 amino acids)
Biological process (GO): embryo development; regulation of transcription by RNA polymerase II
Cellular component (GO): nucleus
Molecular function (GO): RNA polymerase II transcription regulatory region sequence-specific DNA binding; DNA-binding transcription factor activity, RNA polymerase II-specific
Source: RefSeq, a predicted model, not a curated record